CGACACGGCGCAUCAAAGGCACGAGAUCACCGAGGCUGAUAGAGCCCGAACCGAAGCAGCAGCAGCGGCAGGAACAGGUCGAGAAGCACCGAACCCCGCAGACGCGCCAGUGCACCGAAUCCUGCGGAAACAAGAUGCUCCAGUUCGGCGGCAGGGUGCGCGGAGUUCCCGCACUCGUCUCUCUGAUUCUGGUGGCGUUGGCGGCGGCAUCAUCUGAUCUGUUUGACAACCAACUGGGCGAUAUCAAUUACUGCAAAAAGCAAUGCCAGAUGUCCAUCAAAAACAAAAGCCCCGCCAAAGACUCCAUCAUGAAUGCCUGUCACCGCGGCUGCCGGCUCUACUCCAUCUGCCAGUUUGUUAACGGAAAUACAGGCAUCAAUACCAGCAAGGAAGAGUGCCAGGGAGCCUGCCAGGAGGCCUACAGUAAACUGCUGGAGCAGGAGGCGUGCAGCACGGGGUGUGCCAGCCAGCCCGCUGAGCCGGAGAUCAAACGGAGAAAGCUCAAGGCUCUGACCAACCGUCCCAAGCCCAUCUCUGUAAUGGAGGCCGUGUCUAGUUGGUGCAAUGACAUCGUCAGCUCUGCCCAGAGCUUUAUUUCUUCCACCUGGACCUUCUACUUGCAGGCCGACGAUGGGAAGGUUGUUGUGUUUCAGAGCCAGCCAGAGAUUGAGUACUCCUUGCCUGAGCUACAAGCCCCGCGCUCCAACGUGGUUGACAAACCCUGGCCUCAAAUCAACUCCCACACACAGCGGCCACAUACUGGUGGGCGGUCACAUAGGGAGAGGAAUGCAGCAAAACCUGGGGUGAAAGGAAAGAACGCCAGCCAACAUGCCGAGGACCCAGCUGCUGAGCACGACUUCCUGGGAUGCAUGUCAAGGCGCUCAGGACUGCCACGUUGGAUUUUAGCUGCGUGCCUCUUCCUGUCCAUCAUGGUGAUGCUGUGGCUGAGCUGUGCCAGUCUCGUCACGGCACCCGAACAGCACAUCAAGACUCAGCUCAGCAUCAACGGGGAUAAAGAGUUCAUGGAUGACACUCAAAAGGUCAACCCUUACCACCUGACCCCAGUGAUCGCGAUGACAAUCGGCCAAUCAGAAGAGAGCAAGGAGGCGGGGCCACUUCCAGUCAAGGUCGACCUCAGCAAAACAUCUCUUUAAAAGCACCGAAGAGGUCGACGCUUUUGACGACUAGGGUUUAUCUCCAGAGCUAUUUCUCGCAAUUUAAGAGGAAGUGACAUCAUUUUUCUAAAUAAAAAUAAUACAACUGCAUGACGCCAUUUAUUAUAUCGGUUACAACGUACGUCCUGUCUGAAUACUAGUCUCCUCACUGAAUUCGCAGAAAGAACUGUAGUAUAGGUGCUUGUUCACAUAAUGUACUAACACGUUUUCGACUAUAAUAUAUACAUACACUAGUUAACGUCAUGAGCAACGUCGCAAUGUUUCUUAUCGCUAAAUGCACUGUAUAAACACGGGCUCAGAUGUUAAGUCACGCCACAACCUCAAAGAAUGGUUAUUUGUCAAGCUUUAGGGCCUUUAAUACUAUGAGAAACGUUUAGUUUGGCGAUGAAUGCUUUCAAAGCGCCCCUCCUUGUUAUUAAUUAGCGUCGCAAUAUAAGCUUUGAAGGUGAUCUGUCGCACUCGUAGAUUCUCGCUUUUGAUGUGAAACGAGCAACAGGAAAAUUAAAUGAAGCCAAUUAGCGAAAGAUCUGGUUUCGUAACGUCGUUUACAAAACACAAGUGCAUCCUUUGAACUGAUAUGUAAUCAAACUGACAAGGACUCUUAAUUGCUUUACAGAUUGUGAAUGCGGUAGUUUGCUGGAUUUUGUUCAGUUGUACAGUUAAAUAAAGAAUAAAACGGCUGUUUUGUACACAGGCAGGUAUUGAGGCGAAUUCUUUUUUUCCAUAUGCAUAAUUACGCGUCCAUACUAAGCCUGCCUAAACUACUCGCAUUCAUGUCAAGGAAGCAUGAUGUGUAUUUAUUGAAUUAUUUAUUUAUGUAUUUAUUCAAAAGAAUAAAGCAGCGCCUGUAGUCUUUUAGCUCUCGUUUAGAUAGCCAAUUGAUUUGUAUGUUACAUAAUCAUAAUCCUUUAUAGAGAGGAAAAUGCUUGCUGUUCAGACCGAAUGUGAAUUGUUGUAUUAUUCCGAUGCCGUUUCCCCCUUAAAUAUUCUCCAUCUCUGCCCGGUUUAUUGUGGGUGGAGUUCGGGGCGGGUUUUAAAUGCCCAGCCACCAGGCUUUGACAAAUAUCUUUUUGUAACUAGACUCUAGGAUUGAGGAGCUUUCAUGGCACUAUUUGUCUUGUGCUGCUAUUCGCCCCAUUUAAGCCCAGCCACAGUGCAUGCUAGUACGCUAUGAGACAUUGAAUAUAUCGUCCCAUCUAUUUUGGAAACAAACUGCUGUACGCUCGUGAUCUUUGUGUUUUUGCUUAAUGUUCUGUAGGCAUUGUAAUUAUGACCAUAGAUUACUAAGAAGAGGUGAGAUUCCUUACUUAUAAGCCAUUUAAUAUCUACUGGUUCAUCGUUACUGUAUGAAAUACAAGUCGGUAAUAUCUUUUUAUUUAUUUCUUUUGAAUGGUUUCCCAAAAGAAACUCCAUAAUAUCAGACAAAUAAAGUGUUUUCAUGUUGUAA
This is a messenger RNA of Danio aesculapii, 2622 nucleotides long. It is a transcript of the gene tmem59l, whose product is annotated as transmembrane protein 59-like. Lineage: Eukaryota; Metazoa; Chordata; Actinopteri; Cypriniformes; Danionidae. The transcript is spliced from 8 exons. The record is from RefSeq and is a predicted model, not a curated record. Bases 135 to 1154 code for a protein of 339 amino acids.